Molecule: messenger RNA, 940 nt
Organism: Eptesicus fuscus (big brown bat)
Lineage: Eukaryota; Metazoa; Chordata; Mammalia; Chiroptera; Vespertilionidae
Gene: TRAPPC5
Product: trafficking protein particle complex subunit 5
Exons: 3
Coding region: 340-906 (188 amino acids)
Biological process (GO): endoplasmic reticulum to Golgi vesicle-mediated transport
Cellular component (GO): TRAPPII protein complex; TRAPPI protein complex; TRAPPIII protein complex
Source: RefSeq, a predicted model, not a curated record
CAUCGGUGCCACUGUUCCCCUGAACGUGGGCCUACCAGGGCCAGCGAGACCCCAGGCGCGGGCCGCCCUCCCGGGCCGCCUCCGGGACACGCGCGCCCCCGAGCGGCGGGUCUGGGGAACCGCGGCGCGCGGCCCGCCCCCCGCCCGCCCGCCGCGCCUGCGCACAGGGGGCCGUUUACGACGCCGUAAAGCAGCUCGGCCGAGCCGAGGGCCGCAGUUCCCGCCCCCCCAUUCCGAGUCUCCCCCACCGACGGCUGUGGCUCCUAGCGCUGGAAUGGAGGAUCAAAGCGCCCCCUUGAGGCUCCCUUAAACCCCGGGUCUAAGGGAAGCGGCUGCGGCAUGGAGGCGCGCUUCACGCGGGGGAAGUCGGCGCUGCUGGAGCGCGCGCUGGCGCGGCCGCGCACCGAGGUGAGCCUGAGCGCCUUCGCGCUGCUCUUCUCGGAGCUGGUGCAGCACUGCCAGAGCCGCGUGUUCUCCGUGGCCGAGCUGCAGGCGCGCCUGGCCGCGCUGGGCCGCCAGGUGGGCGCGCGCGUUCUCGACGCGCUGGUGGCUCGCGAGAAGGGUGCCCGGCGCGAGACCAAGGUGCUGGGCGCCCUGCUCUUCGUCAAGGGUGCCGUGUGGAAGGCGCUCUUCGGCAAGGAGGCCGACAAGCUGGAGCAGGCCAACGACGACGCGCGCACCUUCUACAUCAUCGAGCGGGAGCCGCUCAUCAACACUUACAUCUCGGUGCCCAAGGAGAACAGCACGCUCAACUGUGCCAGCUUCACCGCGGGCAUCGUGGAGGCGGUGCUCACACACAGCGGCUUCCCCGCCAAGGUCACGGCACACUGGCACAAGGGCACCACGCUCAUGAUCAAGUUCGAGGAGGCUGUCAUUGCCCGAGACCGGGCCCUCGAGGGCCGCUGACCCCGCCGGAAAUAAAGGAUGAGAGCGCACCCUU